Molecule: messenger RNA, 1525 nt
Organism: Uloborus diversus
Lineage: Eukaryota; Metazoa; Arthropoda; Arachnida; Araneae; Uloboridae
Gene: Erk7
Product: mitogen-activated protein kinase 15-like
Exons: 13
Coding region: 41-1525 (494 amino acids)
Biological process (GO): intracellular signal transduction; protein phosphorylation
Cellular component (GO): nucleus; cytoplasm
Molecular function (GO): MAP kinase activity; ATP binding
Source: RefSeq, a predicted model, not a curated record
UGUUGAUUUUAUUGUGUUAGCUUGCAAGUCAGAUGGCGACAUGGGGGACGUUGACCCAUAUGUGACCGACAGGUAUGAGGUUUUAAAACGUCUUGGCAAAGGAGCAUAUGGUAUUGUUUGGAAAGCUAUUGACAAGGAAAACAAGAAAAUAGUUGCUGUGAAAAAAAUUUACGAUGCAUUUAGAAAUAGAACCGAUGCACAGCGAACCUUUCGAGAGAUAUGGUAUCUUCAAGAAUUUCAUAAUCACUCAAACAUUAUCACAUUGCUGAAGGUUGUAAAGGCCAAAAAUGACAAAGAUAUUUAUUUAAUAUUUGAUUUUAUGGAAACUGAUCUACACCAAAUGAUCAAAAAAGGAGUAAUGAAAGAAGAAUGGAAACAUGGAUUUAUUAUUUUUCAGUUAUUAUCUGCACUUGCUUAUAUACAUUCUGCAAAUGUUAUUCACCGAGACAUAAAACCAUCAAAUAUAUUGAUGAAUAAUCGUUGUGAGUUGAAACUAGCUGAUUUUGGCUUGGCACGCUCGUUAGAGCAAGAAGGUGAAUAUGCUACAGAUCCAACAUUGACUGAAUAUGUUGCUACAAGGUGGUACAGGGCUCCUGAAAUAUUGCUGGGCUCCAAAUGCUAUACGAAAGGUGUGGAUCUUUGGAGUGUUGGCUGUAUUAUGGGUGAAGUCAUUAGUGGAAAGCCACUGUUUCCUGGGACAUCUACUUUAAAUCAAGUUGAACGUAUAAUGGCUGCUUUACCUCAUCCUAUGCAAGCAGAUAUUGAUAGUUUAUGCACUGGAUAUGCAGCAUUUGUUCUGGGGAGAGCAGCAAAUAAGCCAAAACGUCUUUUAAGGACUGUAUUACUCAACUGUUCAAAUGAUGCUCAUGACUUGUUAUCUAAAUUACUUGCUCUGAAUCCAAAUCAUAGAAUGACUGCGAAAGAUGGACUACAGCAUGCUUAUGUGGCCAGGUAUCAUGGCCAAGAUCCACCAUCUGAACUUAGUAAAUCUGUGCCACCUUUAUGCGAUGGGACGAAACUUUCAGUCGAUCAGUAUAGAGAUAAACUAUAUGAGAUGAUUGCUGAAAAUCCUGAAAAAAAGAGCGUUUCACCCAUGCCACCCAUACAAAUGCCAUCAUAUGCAGAUAAAAGAAAUGAAAGAAGAAUAUUUGUGAAACAUCGAACCUUUGAUGAAAUUCCUACCAUCGAUGAACGAAAAGAAGCUCUUCUGAGAAGUCAAAUUGCAAAAAAGCAACCUAUGGCACCAGUAGCAAGAAAAACAUUAACUCCUCCUUUCUUGUCUGAAAGGGGGAAAUUUAGCCUUGGUUUUCGGCAUCCAGUUAUUUUGCGAGGACAAGAUUCUUCUACAACAUUGUCUGCAGAUAAAAAACCUGAGAGAAAAUUAGGAAAAAAGCAAUUUGGGAAUAUGGCUAAUCAUUCCAUGUGCAGUUCAGCAAAAGCUGCGCUUCAAAGUUACAGUCAAGACCUUUCAUAUGGAACCAUUACUGUUACAGCUUUGAAGUCAUUAAGAGAGAAAAAAUGGUGA